CUUGGUAGCACAUCUUUCCUGAUCUGUAAAAAAUUUCCCCCCCCAUUGUGCACAAUGCAGGAAUCUAUCGAUCCUUGAGGCAGUUUUAUUAUUUUCUCCUCCCCUCCAAGUAUAUGAUCCUCCAAAGAAAGCAGGAUCAACCAACUCCAGUUCCUCGAUACACAAGGAGAACUCUGCCAUAGCACCAUUCAGUCUCGUACAACUUGUUCUUUCAAAGGGGAAUCAGGUAACAUUAAAGUCACCAUACACUAUCCAUGGCCAGUAUAUCUACUUCUAUUAGUUACCAACUCCUCCCACAACGUCUUCCUGAUUCUUCUAUUGCAAUUUGCAUAGACUGCAGAGAUUGAAAAGCUAAAAUCAUCAUUUAUCCUAGUGAAUUUUCCAGUAACACUUUGACCACCAACCUUAUUUCUCCUUUCCACAACGUUUUAUCCCAUAGAAUUAAGAUUCCAUCACUGCUCCUCACGACCACUUUAUGAAAUUCCCCCACGCAUCUAUUGAUCCAUAUACUUUGUAGCAUACCAUCUGCUAGACCUUAUAGCUUUGUUUUAACAAGAAUAUAAAUAUCCGCAUCCCAUUGACGUGGUAAUUUCCUAACCAUGCCCCUUUUUUCACCCCCAUUUAACCCCCUCACAUUCCAUGAUACUAGCUUUACUUUCACUGAUUUGUUAAAGCUAGCAUUCUCCCACUAGAUCUUGGUUCCCCAUCUUCGAAGUUCAUGUCAAAAAAUAGAUUCCUCAUCUCUUUUGGAACUAUGUUUUUAGAGCUCGAGUCCUGUAAAGUCUCCCCUUGUCCUUUCUCCUUUGAUCAAUCUUAAUAAACAUCAAAUAGGCUUUCUUUUUACACACUUUAAAAUCUACUCCAAAUUGUUGUCCAAGUUUGAUCAUAUUUGUUUGAACCCAGUGGUAGCAGCUGCAGCAGGAUCCUCCUCUUGUGCACUUUUGAUAACCUCUAAAGGUUCCAAUUCUGCAUACAUUACCAGAAGGGAUUCCGAGAAAUCCGCCUCCCUCUUUUUAAUUCUUUGUCCUUCAUUAUCCAUUCCCCUUGUUUUGUGGACGUGUAUGUCUAAUUGCUUUUGAUUCAGCUGCACAUUCUUCUCUUUUUUCCUUCUCUCUGCUGCUUCUAUAUCGAGUUCAUCCUCCCCUUUGAAAUAAACAAAAUACAGGCUCUUGCAUGUCUCUGUAUUUGUUCUGUUAAUGAACUCAGAAAAAGGCUCUGUAAAGGGCUGCUUCUUUUGUUUUGGGCCUGAAUUAGUUGGGCUUAAAUUGCCUUUCAAAUUAAAUGAAGAGUGUUUUCUUGGCCCACCCCAAAACCCUGAUUUUGAAUUUCUCUUUCCUACACACACAACUCCCUCUCUCCUAAGUGGGAACCCACAGAAAGCAUAUGUCCCUUGUCAGUCCACCUUUCCCUUUUUUUACUUAUCUUGUAUUUCGAUGUACUCUCUUCUAUAAACUCCAUUCCAUUUUUUUUGUGGCGAUUGAUCAUUUGAUCCUUCCGUUUGUUUGUCAUUUGAUCUGCAGAGUCUCAUGCUCCAACCUGGUGGACCUCCUACAAAAGUCUUAUGCCUAACAAACGUCGUUAGCGCGAAUGAGCUCAAACGUCCUGAAGUUUAUGGAAGAGAUAAUGGAAGAUGUGACAAUGGAAUGUAAAUUAGUGAAGAUUGUCAUCCCGCGCCCAAGGCCUGAUGGUGAACCUACACCAGGGGUUGGAAAGGUCUAUUUGGAUUUUGAAGAUGUGGAGACUUCUUCAAGAGCUCAACAAGGCUUGAAUGACAGAAAAUACGGAAGCAAAUUCACUGUUGUUGUCUUUUAUCCAGAGAACAAGUUCGCCGAUCGGGACUACGAGGGCUAGCUUGUAUCUGCUCAGCCAAACAAUGUCUUGUAUUAAAUAGCUAGCUAAUUUAUCCUUCCCUUGGGAUUCUUAGUUGCACUCUAGUUUCCUGUCAUUAACGUUGGAACUGUUAGGUCUCAACGUGGGGAUUUCAUGUAACCAGCUAUAAGACUAGCCUACUGUUUUGAUUGCCUACUAUCACUGUGGAUCGCAAUGGUCUCUGCAUUAUUACUAUUGACAUGAAUAUCUUUAACUAUCCUGCCUGCAAUUUCUUUA
Messenger RNA from Capsicum annuum, 2106 nucleotides. RefSeq names its product splicing factor U2af large subunit A. Gene Ontology annotation, molecular function: pre-mRNA 3'-splice site binding; poly-pyrimidine tract binding. The transcript has 3 exons. The coding region runs from base 1588 to 1851 and encodes 87 amino acids. The record is from RefSeq and is a predicted model, not a curated record. Gene Ontology annotation, cellular component: commitment complex; nuclear speck; U2AF complex. Lineage: Eukaryota; Viridiplantae; Streptophyta; Magnoliopsida; Solanales; Solanaceae.